AUGGAUAUCUCUACACAACGUUUAACUUUGCAAGAUACUACAGGUCAAACUACCACCACUUCACUCAUUCAAUCGAACAAUACAUCAUGUUGUACAGUCCGAUUACUCGAUCAAAUUACUAUUCCACAAUACUCCGAAUCUGUUAUCAAAGCCGCAGUACAUCUUCCAGAUAGUUCAAAUUUGUUGUUUGAACCGUCUUCAAGUUUUAGUCAAAAAGCAGUAGUACUUCCAACAGCUUUAAUCAAAGUGACUAAUUCUCAAACACACUUAACUAUUAUCAAUACCACCAAUCAUCCAUAUAUUUUACCUUCAAAUACGUGUCUCGGUACUGUUUCUUCAUCAUUACUAAUAUGUGCAACAACAUCACCAUAUCAAUCUCAGUCAACACAAUUUCGAUCAGCAAAAAUACGUCAUUAUUCUCUGAAUUCAUCACAUAAAUGCUACCAAGAUAGUAUCGAACCAUCAACAUCACCUUGGUGCUCACCUGUCGUAUUAGUGCGUAAGAAAGAUGGUACUACACGAUUUUGCGUUGAUUAUCGAAAACUAAAUGAUAUUACUGUCAAAGAUUCAUUCCCGUUACCUCGCAUCGAAGAUAUUUUCGAUCAACUGUCUCAGUCAACAUAUUUCACCACACUCGACUUUAAAAACGGCUAUUUUCAAAUUCCAUUAGCAAUUCAUGAUCGUCCUAAAACGGCAUUUUCCACUCGCGAUAAUCAUUAUCAAUUCAAAGUCCUCCCUCAAGGUGUAAAAAAUGGUCCACCUACGUUCCAACGCAUAGUAAACCAAAUUUUAGGUCCUGCUCGAUGGAAACAUUGUCUAGCGUAUCUAGAUGAUGUCGUCAUUUUUUCGAGAACUUUUGACGAUCAUGUUUCUCAUUUGGAUGAAAUCUUUUAUUUACUUCACACACACAAUUUUCGUCUAAGUUUCGAGAAAUGUAUCAUCGCUACUGAUAACAUCAAUUAUCUGGGUCACCACAUUUGUCGUGGAGAAAUUCGUCCAAAUAAUGAUAAUAUACGCGGUUUGUUGGAAACUCCAACGCCAACAACACCGAAAGAGAUUUUUCGUUUUUUAAAAGGAGCCGAAUACUACCGUAAAUUCAUUUCCAACUUUUCCCGUCUUGCUAGUCCUUUAUAUAAAUAUAAUCCUUCCAACUCUACACAUCCAUCUAAUACUAAACCUACAAUUUUUACAUUAUCGGCUGACGAACAAACUGCUUUCGAACAAAUCAAACACAUACUCACAACCGACCUUGUUCUUCGACUUCCCAAUAAUCAACUUCCUUUUAAAAUACAAACAGAUGCUUCACAACUUGGUAUCGGUGCUGUUUUAUUACAAACCUAUCCUGAAGGUGGUCGUCCUAUAUGUUAUAUGUCUAAGAAGCUUACACCUGCUCAACAACGCUGGUCUCCUAUUGAACAGGAGUGUUAUGCGAUCGUCAAAGCUGUUGAAUUAUGGCAUCACUAUUUACACGGUAAUCAUUUUAUUUUAGAAUCUGAUCAUAAACCAUUAGAAGCACUCAUGCGUAAAUCUCAAACGAACGACAAAUGUGAACGAUGGCGUUUACGGCUACAAUCAUACAACUUCACAAUAAAACACAUCAAGGGUAAAUCAAACACCAUGCCUGAUUAUCUAUCUCGAUCACCAGUGGAUCACGCUGAAGAUGACAUUGACGAUAACGUUAUGCCAACUUCUGCCUCUAUCAGUACUCAAACUGAUACCAGUGACCACGACACUUUUUCAACAUCAUCAAUUGUCGGUAUGGUCACUACUCGUUCUCGUUCUCGUCAAUUACCACAAUCCGAUAAUCAUAUUACCACUCCACCAAACAUCAAUCGCUCUGACGUUCAAAAUCAUCAAUCAACAUCAUCAACUUCUAAAACUACUACUGAUAGUGCACGUAUUGGAUAUACUGGUGCUAUUGAUCAAUUGAAACAAGCACAACAGAAGGACCCUGAUCUACAAUACAUAGCGAAUCAUCUUAAUGAUAAUAAGUAUAUUAACUCUUAUCUUUUACAGGAUGGUCUCUUAAUGCAUUAUGAACAACACUCAAAACCUGUUCCAUGUGUUCCGAAAGGAGAAAUUCGAAAUGAUAUUAUGAAAAUCUAUCAUGAUACUCAAGCUAACGGCGCACACUUCGGUCGUGACAAAACUAUAAAGAAAAUCAAAGCUCGAUACUAUUGGUAUACCAUGAACAGCGAUAUAACUAAUUAUGUUAAGUCAUGUAUUCGUUGUAAUCAAAAUAACCCUAUUCGCUGCAAACCUCCUGGUCAUCUGAAACCGAUCGAACCACCGGAAGGAGUUUGGCACUUAUUAUCAAUGGACUUUCACGGACCCAUUACUCCUACUAGUCGACGCGGCAACAAAUACAUUAUUUCAAUCACUGACGUUCUAUCCAAAUUCGUUAUUGCAAAAGCAGUUCGUGAUUGUACUGCUGAUACUGCUGCUCGAUUUCUUCAAGAAGAGGUUAUCUGUAAAUAUGGCACACCGAAAUGUGUUCUUACAGAUAAUGGUACUCAUUUUACAUCAACUAUGAUGGAACAUCUACUCAAACGUCUCGGUAUCACUCAUUUGUACGCAACACCCUAUCAUCCUCAAACUAAUGGUCAAAUUGAGCGUUUCAAUAGCACGAUGGAUGCAAAAAUUGCUGCCUUAUCUAAUCAAUAUCGAUCUGAUUGGGAUGAUAACCUUCCAUUUGUCAUCUUUAAUUAUAACACAAGUUAUCAUUCCACUAUUAAAACUAUUCCAUUCGAACUUAUGUAUGGACGUUCACCUGUCCUACCAUUCGAUCUACAAAACCCAAACGUUUCCCUUCAACAGUCAUCUCACUAUGCUCAGAACAUACGUCAAUACAUAUCACAUCUAACAAACAAUGCGAAAACAAAUAUCAUUCAUGCACAACAUCAGUACAAAUCUAGAUAUGAUACCAAUCGCUCAAAUCCUACAUAUUCCAUCAACGAUUUAGUUCUUAUAAAAAAUAUUCAUUCACGUCACAAAUUUGAUAUUCGAUAUGAAGGUCCAUUUCGGAUUAUACGUCGUCUUGGUGUUAAAACAUAUCUUGUUCAACAUGUCAAACUACUGGAUUUGACAAGACAAGUAACAGUCGAUAUACUUAUUCCGGUCUCAAUUAGAUAG
Molecule: messenger RNA, 3132 nt
Organism: Rotaria sp. Silwood1
Lineage: Eukaryota; Metazoa; Rotifera; Eurotatoria; Philodinida; Philodinidae
Source: the annotation of a GenBank genome assembly